Messenger RNA from Saccharomycopsis crataegensis, 504 nucleotides. It is a transcript of the gene GIS2, whose product is annotated as mRNA-binding translational activator GIS2. Lineage: Eukaryota; Fungi; Ascomycota; Saccharomycetes; Ascoideales; Saccharomycopsidaceae. The transcript has a single exon. The coding region runs from base 1 to 504 and encodes 167 amino acids. Gene Ontology annotation, molecular function: single-stranded RNA binding; mRNA binding; zinc ion binding. Gene Ontology annotation, cellular component: cytoplasm. The record is from RefSeq and is a predicted model, not a curated record. Gene Ontology annotation, biological process: positive regulation of cytoplasmic translation.
AUGUACGCUAGAACCUGUUUCAAAUGUGGUGACACCGGUCACAUCGCCAAUGACUGUCCUCAAACCGAACGUCUUUGUUACAACUGUCACAAGCCAGGUCACAACUCCAGUGACUGUUCCGAACCACACACCGCUGCUGAAAAGACCUGUUACAUUUGCGGUAAGACCGGUCACAUCAAGAGUGAUUGUUCAAACAACAGUGUCCGUUGUUACAAGUGUCAAAAGAUCGGUCACUUCUCCAAGGACUGUUCCAACACCGCUGCUGCUGCUCCUGCUGCCUCUGUUCCAAGAAGCUUUGCUGGUAAGCAAACCACUUGUUUCAAGUGUGGUGGUAUCAACCAUUUCGCCAGAGACUGUCAAGCUGCCGAUGUCAAAUGUUACAACUGUGGUUUGACCGGCCACAUCUCCAAGGCUUGUUCCAACGCUGAAGGUAGUCGUGAAAAGACCUGUUACAACUGUCAUCAACCAGGUCACAUCUCCAAAGACUGCUCCAUUGCCGCCUAA